Molecule: messenger RNA, 1934 nt
Organism: Ostrea edulis (European flat oyster)
Lineage: Eukaryota; Metazoa; Mollusca; Bivalvia; Ostreida; Ostreidae
Product: basic leucine zipper transcriptional factor ATF-like 3
Exons: 4
Coding region: 932-1414 (160 amino acids)
Biological process (GO): regulation of transcription by RNA polymerase II
Cellular component (GO): nucleus
Molecular function (GO): RNA polymerase II cis-regulatory region sequence-specific DNA binding; DNA-binding transcription factor activity, RNA polymerase II-specific
Source: RefSeq, a predicted model, not a curated record
GACAGUGAUUAUGAAAAACAUUGUGAGUAUCUGGAUAAUUCAUUAUCUGUGAGCAAAUUAGCAUCAUAGCCAAUUCACAGUUUUUGUGCGCAGUACUACUUUAAGUGGAUAUAUAUGUAUAUAGGUUGCGUCCCAUUAUCGAUCCGUCCCUUAGUCGAUUCGUCCCAUUACCGAUCCGUUCCUAGACUAUCCGUCCCAUAGUUAAUACGUCCCCUAGUCGACCUGGCCCAGAAAAAAUAAUGACCGAGUUUUUAAACUAUUUUUCCAAGUGUUAUUUACAGUACUGGAUUAGUUAAUAAUUCAGCUGCGUAUUUCCUCUUCAUUGUGUGUGCCUCUGACAUCAGGUAGUAAUCCUUUAAUCCCUUUUUUUUUUUUUUUUUUUUUUUUUUAAAUCUAAUAGUAAGGUUACUGUAAAUUCGCAAUCAAUGAUCAAAGAUUGCUCUACAAUGCAGUUAUAAAAACUCUAAAAGUGUGUUUUCACUAUGGUGUUCUCACAAUGAUUAAUGGACACACUUUUACAUUGAUUGCUGUACAAACUUAAAUAACGAUGUUUUUACAAUAAUUAAUGAGCACACUUUUUCAUAAACAAUUGUACUGAUUAUUCCACCUGAAACAAAAAUUAUAAAGCCUAAGGAUUGUGCAAACAAUUGUAUUUACAUAUUUAACUCCGAAAGUUGUUUAAUUUUGAUAACUAACUGCAAUAUACAUGUAUAUGCAAAAAACUUCCUUUUUUUCUUAAGUAAUUAAUAAUUUAUUAUAUCUUUAAUAACAAAAAUUUGGAGGGGCCGGAUCGACCUAGCAAAAUGGGCCUAAUCGACAUGGGGAAGGACCAUCUGUGAUGGAUCGACUAGGGAUGGACCGACAGUUGGACGGAUCGACCUGACACCGCAGACUGUUGAUUGUAUCUUUCUGAACAAUUCAACGUUACGCAAUGCUCAACAACGGUUUAAUGUUGUACUCGAAUGAGAACAUGAAAAUGGAGAACUUUGAAUGUUUACCGAAUUCUCAAGACAAGUUGAUGGAUGCUGCUUUAGUUGCUAUGGAUACAGGGGACAUCACUCCAUUGGUUAAGGAAGAACUGAAGCUGACCAUACAAUCCCGCCGCCUAGCGGCUGGAAUAGGGGAACUUCAGGUCCAGUUUGAACCCCCACAACAAAAAGAGUUGACAGAAGAAGAAAAGGAAAAGGUAGACAGACGAAGGGAACAGAACCGACUGGCAGCCCAGCGGUUUCGACAGAAACAAAAACUGACGGGGGCCCAAGUCCAAAAGAAGGUGCGAGGUUUAGAGUCGGACAACACGCGUCUGAGGAGGGAGUUAAAGAUCCUACAGACGGAAAGAGAGAUCCUGAGAAGACAACUGGAGGAGCACAUGAAGAUAUGUCCCGGGCAAAUCUUACACGUGAUUAACACGUGAUCAUUCAUCGCUGUACGUGUCAUAUUCAUACGCCAAAAUAUGAAGAAAGUUUCCCCAACGGAAAGAAAAAAAAUGAGGCAUAUAACGUUAACGUUAGAGCCAUAAUCAUGGAUAGUAGACAACAUAUACACCGUGUCAUCUACAUAUUCGUAAACCAAUGUGUUCAGGAUUAACCACAGCGUACAUCAUUACAAAGAUGGCCGAGUCAUUGUGUUGGUGCUUUACAAUGAAUUUCAUCGCGAUCAUUUCUGUGAAGUUAUUCGACAUAUUGACGAGGAAUACUGUGUUUAUAUAUAUACACGGAGUCGAAACGUGGCUCUGCAUCACGAAAUACACUGUCAGAAAAAAAACUGCGUGUUAAUGUGAAAUGUAUUAAAUGGGUGAAUGUCAUUAUACUUUACAUAUAUAUCGCAAUUCUGUCACUGUGUUUCAUCAGAUGGUCAUGUGAUGUUAAAGUUCUGUUACUAUUUAUAGAUAUGAACUUUGUAACAUCGAUCAAUAUUAAAAAGAAUUACAGAUA